AUGGGGGCGCGAUGCUGCACUCUGUCGCAAGGGGCCAAAUCCGAGACCCUCGCAGUAGAGAGAAGAAUACAGAAGACCGCGAAGACGAACAACCUGAAGACUUACAAGGAGUUCCAGGAUGCCUACUCGCAGAAAGGCCCCAUCCGACCGGGCACUUCAGCGCUGGACGUGAAACUGAAGGAGCUCGGAAAGGGAUUUGUCUGCCGCAAGCUGAAGAAGUCUCUUGUGCCCUGCAAGAACCCCAGCGACAUCAGCAAGUACUGCCAGGCAUUGAGUGGACUUGAACAUCCCCAUCUCUGCCGCUUCAUCGAGGCGUUCGAAGACAACACGUACAUCUACUUGAUCUACGAGCGAGCUGGUACCACGACGUUGUUCGAGAAUAUCCAGGAACGUGCCUCGCUGACCGAGGAAGAGGCCGCCGACUACUUGCGCCAGGCUGCAAUGGCGCUGUCUGUGGCCCACUCGCAGGGCAUCGUCCAUGGGAGACUUUCACCGAAGGCCCUCAUCAUCGAUGAGGAAGAUGCUGCAGAGGAGGACUGCGAUGUGCAAAUCAAGAUUUGCGACAUCGGCCAGGGCUUUGUGCUCCGACCGCCUCUCUUCUCGACUGAGGAGACAUCGAAGGGCUUGGAGCUGGAGCGCUACGCCAUCUCGCCGGAGUACAUUCAGAAGGAGCUGGUUCUUGAUGGAAAGUUGGAACUUCCACGGCAUGCCGAGAAGAACGACAUCUGGGCGCUCGGCAUGAUCUUCUUCCACAUGCUGUCAGGGAGCCUGCCGUUUCAG
Symbiodinium sp. CCMP2592 is the source of this 780-nucleotide messenger RNA. NCBI's taxonomy places the organism in Eukaryota, Dinophyceae, Suessiales, Symbiodiniaceae. The record is from the annotation of a GenBank genome assembly.